AUGGGUGGCAGAAUACAUGGGUUCCUUGGAGGUGUUCUCCUUACCGCAUCCUUGACAUACUAUACUGGUCAGUACAUUGAGAAAAACCAAAAGUUUGUGUCCAAGCAACUUAGAAAUGCCGACGAUGUAGUCAACAACAGAAUUCUUUCUGACUCUGGCAUUCCUAAGCCAGUAGCUGUAGACACCAGGGUUGACUUACACACCAGGAACUUUGCUGAAACUUCAAAGGAUAUCUGGAACGAAGAGAUCAUCAAGAUGGUCAAUUGGGUGUAUGGAAUUAACUGGUAUAGUUGGGGAAUUGCUGCCGACAAGAAGAUACUGGAUUUGACCAGUAAGGUGGCAGAAAACUUGGUGGUGGUAGCUGAAGAAAAGAAGUAA
Messenger RNA from [Candida] anglica, 378 nucleotides. The record is from the annotation of a GenBank genome assembly. NCBI's taxonomy places the organism in Eukaryota, Fungi, Ascomycota, Pichiomycetes, Serinales, Debaryomycetaceae.